This is a messenger RNA of Durusdinium trenchii, 801 nucleotides long. NCBI's taxonomy places the organism in Eukaryota, Dinophyceae, Suessiales, Symbiodiniaceae. The record is from the annotation of a GenBank genome assembly.
AUGUUGACAUCAGAUGUGAACACCCUUAAGAAAUCAAAACAUGAGAAAGAUGAAGCAGAGAAGGACUUGCGGGAAGCUUUGAACACUCAGCGUGAUGAAUUGAGAGAACUGCAGAGACAGCUCGCAGAGCGAGAGCAACAGGCAGCUCGUGGUGUCUUGGAGUUGGAGUGCGAGCCAACGAGAGAACUGAACUGUGAGGCCCAAGACAGCGGACGACAGCUGCAGAGGAAUGCUGAGGAGUUUGGAGAUUCUGCGAUCGAACCCAAAAGAGCUGAACCGCUGGAAGGGAGGGAGGAGUGCUUGAGCGACAUUUUUCAGGAUGCCUUGGAGCGAAUGAGUGCCUUGCAGAAGGAAAACGAGGAGAUGUUGGAAAGCACGAAGCACGAACGCAAACCAAAUGAUUCAGCAACGCGACAGUUCAACGAGCUGAAAGCACGUGGAAGUGACGAAGCCCUCAAACGGCGCAUGACGAAGCGCCGCUCCGAGCUGAACAACUUGGAAGCUCGUCUUCAUGACCUACGAGCUCUGAAAGAGGAGGUUGCGCUUCAACACCAUCUUCCCGAAGCGGAGCGAAACCAGAUUACGGAAUACCUGGAGAGAGACAUGAAGAGAUGUGAAGAGGAGAUUGACAUCAUGAGACCACCUUCACCAUUGGCCGGCCUGCCUGAAGAACUCAUCCAGGUGCUGAUGCAUAUGGCUGAGGAGGGCUUGCCAAGCGAGUUUGACAAUGGCAUUUCACCCAUGCACUGGGCAGCCCAGCGCGGUCGCCGUGAUCUCAUCGAGUUUAUUCGACAGCAAAUC